CGGCCGCCCAGGCCCGAGAGCGCGCAGCCUCGUCCUCCCGCAGCCGAGGGAGGGCUUGGCCGCCGCCCCUUUUCCGCCGUCGCAGGGCAGCUUUCGGCGGCGGGGCGGGGAGGGGGCGCACCCUGCUGGCGGGAAGCCGGGCGCGGCCGUGCCGGGAAGGAGGCGGCGCCGGAAGUGCGGCCGGGGUUUCCCGGAGGGAGGGGCCGUCGUCCGCGCGUCGCGUCGGGGGGGGGGCCGGCGGCCCAGCCGCGCCCCGCCCCUCCCCCGGCCCCCGAGCCCGCGCGUCAGGGCACUGGGAACCACCCCCGUUCCCGGAGCAACAAUAAUGCGUGGUGAUGACGCUGAUGGUAAAGCCCGAGGUUUCGGGUCGUAGGCGCAGCGCGUGCGCAGUGGGUCACCACCUUCUUGGAAAGCAGUUGGCGACAGGUGGCCACGGACCGGGUGCUCGCGUCCCUCGCUACGUCAUUGCGGGCGGGGGGAGUGGGAGGUUCCCGAAGGAAAGAAGCCCGGCGGAAGCAGGCCGGUGAACAAGGAGUGGACCCCAAGGCAUCCCACCAGCCCCAUGGGAUGGGCACCACUGAAGUCCUGUCCCCUGCUUGCCCAGAGCCUCGUCGAAGGCAGCCAAGCCAUGACUCCAUUCCCAGGAUGGCAGGAUGGCCCCUGGCCCAGGAGAGCCUCCUCUGAGGACCCUGUGGCUGGUGGUGCCCGGCGCCUGGAUGAGGGGCUUGGAGACCUCUGUUAUUGUGCCAAGAGAAGAAAAGGAAAACAACACUGUUUACGGAAAAGGCACGUCCGCUGCUGCUGGCCAGGCCUCCCUGGGGGACAGAGGCCCUUUGUUGGGAAAACAGGAAGCAAGGAUUUCCAGGACCCGUCGGGCCACCCGCCGGCCGCCCGCCCAGCUUCCGCCAAUUCUCAGCAGCUUCUGCCGGCCACCAGCUGCCUGUCUGUCCAUCCACUUGUCUGUGUGUCCCUCUGACCACGAGGCCUCAGCUUCUGGCUUUGGGGCAAAGCUGCUAUCGAUGCUCAACCCCACAGUAGGGGGUCACCUGGAGGCUGCUCUCUCCUGCAUGGUGCUCCCUGGUCACACAGAGAAAGCACUCGAGAAGCACCCGCUGGCGCCUGGCUUCAGGCAGAGCUGGGAGCACGGUGGCCCCGGCCAGGCCCUCUGAGCAUCGCCACCUUGGAGCCGCAGACUCAUGCAGAAACCCACUGAGAGACCAGCCCCACGCUGUGAGCUGGCCACGAGCCAAGAAACGUGUGGGUGGGGGUCUUGUCAGGUCACCACAACCAGGGUGCCCUGAGGGCACAGAGAAAGGCAGUGCCAGCCAUGGGGAAGGAGGGUUGAGGUGUGGGGCUGGGUGAGGAGGCUGACAGCCUAAGGCCCCUCCUGCCUCCUGGCUCUGUCCCCUCACCUUCCCUCCCUGCCUGAGGGCCAGGUAGGGUCUUGGGAUCAGUGGUCAUCAUGUCGCUGCCACACAGGCCAACAUCCAGCCCAUAGCUGACACACUCUUACUAGCUGGACCUGCUACAGCAUGGGCAAGUGUGCACGUGUGUGUGCUCACAUAUGCAUGCACACACACGCGCUCAUGUGCACAAGCACACACAUGUGCAGUCACACACACACGGCUACCCCGUCCCCACAUGCAGGACACGAGCAGCUGCACCCCCAGCCCCCACUUCCAACCAGCAUCUGCUGGGAGGAGGCGCAAGAAGCAUGGGGGGGCUGCCCCCAGCCCCACCCCGACUUCGGGCACUGGCCCGGAGCUGGCCCACGCCGGCCGCCCUGUCCCAUGCAGCUGUGAAGUGCCACAGGGCACCUGGCGCUGGGUGGGAGCUGGGCCGGCGCUGGGGCAGGGUGACCGUUCCCCACCCACUACGCAGCCCGAAGCUGCCCUUCCCACUGCCCAGGCCUCUGCUCCUUGGAGCCGCUCCCCCUGCUAUGUGCCCGGUCAGCUCCCAUGGGUCAGAGUCGGUUCCACUGGUCCCACCGCGACCUCAGUGUGUUGGGGUGGGUGCGUACGGGUACAGGCAGGCCCAGGGGCCGUGGACCUGGCAGUCAGGAGAGAAAGGAAGUCGGGUGCACAGGAGGCUGGGUGGGCCCUGGGAUCCUGGUCCCCUGGCUGCUGCCUGGCACCCGCGUGUAAUCCAGCCUCUGACCCCUGCUCACCCUUCCUCCCCUUUGCAUGCCCGGUUGUGUCCCUGGGAGUGGGCAAGAUGUGAUGUUGUCCAGAGAGGGAGGGCCCUGGGCCGGGGGGCUCCCACAAGCCGGGCUCUGCCCAGGCCUGGGCCACUGCCCCCUAGCCCCCAGGUCCUGAUACUGCAGCUCCACCAUGCUGGCCCCAAGUCCCUGGGUCCUGAUACUGCAGCUCCACCACGUUGGAGGAGGCCAGUGUUUGGACCCCCAAAGUCAUUCUGGAUGUUCUUUCUUUUGUUCAACCGUCUGCUGAUGAAAGAAUGGUGCUCAGCCAGUUCAUUCCAGGCCCUGGGCUUGGGGCCUGAGGCCUGGAGAGUGACCCUCCCAAGCUCGCAGGUGGCAGAGACUUCCACGGCGCUGAUCCCUAGGUCUGCACCAUCAGAAACAGCCACUGUAGGGGCUCAGAGGCAUGGGGGGAGGUAAGAUGCUCUCACAACCCCGACCAGGUGGCCCUCCGCCCAGCUCUGGCCCUGGCAUGUCAGGGCUGAGGGACAGAGUAUGGGACACGGAAGACAGCUGGGCCUCCAAGGUCUGAGGGUCCCCCCAGGAGACCCCUCCCUCACCUGCCCUGCCUCUACUGCCCACCUCAGUCCCUGGGGAGUGCUGGGCGCCAGGGAGGCCUUUUAGGGGUGAGGGAGGGGCCACACAGAUGUGGGAUACUGACGGGGGUGGAGGGACAGACAGUGCCAGACCUCGAGGUAGGAGCCUGUGUGUUGGAGCCAGGACGGCAGGA
Equus caballus (horse) is the source of this 2927-nucleotide messenger RNA. The record is from RefSeq and is a predicted model, not a curated record. NCBI's taxonomy places the organism in Eukaryota, Metazoa, Chordata, Mammalia, Perissodactyla, Equidae.